Ipomoea nil (Japanese morning glory) is the source of this 1427-nucleotide messenger RNA. RefSeq names its product protein PIN-LIKES 7-like. Gene Ontology annotation, cellular component: membrane. The record is from RefSeq and is a predicted model, not a curated record. Lineage: Eukaryota; Viridiplantae; Streptophyta; Magnoliopsida; Solanales; Convolvulaceae. The transcript is spliced from 10 exons. The coding region runs from base 162 to 1403 and encodes 413 amino acids. Gene Ontology annotation, biological process: endoplasmic reticulum to cytosol auxin transport.
CCAACGUUGUAUUAAUCUAGACCUCCUCUUCCAGGUUAAUUUCAUCUUAACUUUGCCCAGAUUUCAUAAUUUCACAGUUUUGUUCUUAAGAUUCACGUAGUAGUAGUAGAAUAAAACACGAAACAAAAGAGAAUUAUAUAUCGAAGGAAGAUCAGAGAAAAAUGGGGUUCUGGAGAUUAUUGGAGGUGGCAUCUAUGCCAAUAUUGCAGCUGCUGAUAAUAAGUGGAUUAGGUGCUACGUUGGCCACUGAUUAUAUCAAGAUUCUCCCUGCUGAUGCUCGACGCUACCUUAACAAGGUAGUGUUUGUGGCAUUUACACCAUCCCUCACGUUUGCAAGCUUGGCAAGGACGGUCAAACUUGAAGACAUCAUUUCAUGGUGGUUUAUGCCGGUUAACAUUGGGUUAACGUUUCUGGUGGGAACAAUUCUUGGAUGGAUUGUAAUAAAACUACUGAAACCAAAACCACAUUUGGAGGGUCUCAUCCUUGCUUCCUGUGCAGCAGGAAAUCUGGGAAAUCUUCCAUUAAUCAUUGUUCCUGCAAUCUGCGCUGAGGAAGCAAGCCCCUUUGGUGAUAGAGCAAUUUGUUCCAGGCUUGGUUUGUCAUAUGUAUCCUUCUCAAUGGCGCUUGGAGGUUUCUACAUAUGGACUAUUGGUUACCAUAUGAUACGAAGCUCUGCCAAGAAACUGGAAGCACAAGAAGCAUUAUCCAAGGCAAUUAAGGAAGCAAACAACGAUGUGGAUGCAGAUCUCAGGGCUCAACUCAUUCACAACACCAAUGACCCUGAAAACCCGAAUAAUGUGCAGAAUGGAUCUGGGAAAGCGGGUAGGGAUCAGCGAAAUAACAAUCAAGACGAAGGGGCAUCGUUCUUGAGCCAAACGCUGGAGUUUCUCCAUACAAUCUUGGAGGAGCUAUUGUCUCCUCCAAUUGUGGGAGCUAUUUUUGGACUUAUAUUUGGAGCAAUAACAUGGCUUAGGAAUCUAUUGAUUGGUGACAAAGCUCCCCUCAGGGUCAUCCAAGAUUCCAUCCAAUUACUUGGGAACGGAACAAUACCAUGUAUCACUCUUAUCCUAGGUGGAAACCUGAUCGAAGGAUUGCGCGGCAAAGCGUUGGUGCCAAAGCAGAUAAUCAUAGGAAUAAUCUGCGUGAAAUUUGUGUUUUGUCCCAUAAUUGGGAUCGGCGUGGUUCAAGGCGCUGCCGAGUUAGGGCUCCUUCCAGACGAUCCACUCUUCCUUUUUGUGCUCAUGCUUCAGUUCACUGUUCCACCUGCCAUGAAUCUUGGUACAAUAGCACAACUGUUUAAUGUAGGAGAAGCUGAGUGUUCUAUGAUGUUCUUGUGGACUUAUGUUGCAGCAGCUUUUGCACUCACAAUAUGGUCAACAGUGUUCAUGUGGAUCUUGACAUAACCCCAAAUUUAUUUUCUAAUUCAU